AUGGCGUCUAAGAAAAUGAGAGAGCGACGAAAUCAGGACAAUGCAAUUCCUGUUGCAGAACCCGUAGUGACUCCAAUCGCUGGUAACCAGCCAUACGGGACCAUUUCGGCAGCGUAUGCUCGCCAAUCAUACGAGCCAGGUUAUGCCACUGCUACACCAGCUUAUGGCAGAUAUUACGGCCAGAGCAGAGGUCGAGGUGGCAUGGGAGCUGGCACCGGUGCAGCACUGGGUGGUACAGCUGGUCUUCUCGGUGGAAUGAUGCUUGGAGGGGCGCUAGCUGAUCGUGGUAACUCCUAUGGUGACAGAGGAGGCUAUGGCGGCGGUGGGGGAGGCUACGACGGCGGUGGGGGAGGCUACGACGGCGGUGGGGGAGGCUUUGACGGCGGUGGAGGAGAUUUUAGCGGAGAUUUUUGA
Molecule: messenger RNA, 414 nt
Organism: Peronospora farinosa
Lineage: Eukaryota; Oomycota; Peronosporomycetes; Peronosporales; Peronosporaceae
Source: the annotation of a GenBank genome assembly